Molecule: messenger RNA, 1399 nt
Organism: Ostrea edulis (European flat oyster)
Lineage: Eukaryota; Metazoa; Mollusca; Bivalvia; Ostreida; Ostreidae
Product: activating signal cointegrator 1 complex subunit 1-like
Exons: 8
Coding region: 251-1324 (357 amino acids)
Biological process (GO): regulation of DNA-templated transcription; DNA alkylation repair
Cellular component (GO): nucleus
Molecular function (GO): RNA binding
Source: RefSeq, a predicted model, not a curated record
GUAGUUUAGGGUGCUACAUAUACAUCCUGUAAAAUAUUGAACCAACAUACAAUGUUAUAAUUAAAGCUUUCCGAGGCUUAAUUAAGUUCCAUACUAGGACAAAGUCAAGCUUGACAACAACAUUAUCAAGGUUUGUGAAAGGAUUUGAGAUGAUACGUCUGUGGUGUUUAGACGGACUCAACGGCCGGUGACCAGAUGAUCUCCGCCGAGAUUCUUCUUGGCUGGAUAUUUGGACCGACGCCUUCACCAGAUGGAUGUUUUACGACCACAAAUCAUAAGGAUAGGGGGUCGCUGUUACAGGAAAAAUCCACCACUGAACAGGGAUGUAGAUGCAUUGGAGGAUGAGGAAUACGAGGAAUCCACUGUGCAGUGUACAAAUUGGAAUGACGAAACCUGUGAUGUGAACUUAAACAUUGAGGAGACAGAGCGGGGUUUCCAGACCGCUGUGAAUCUGCCAAGUGCAUUCUUCAAGCACAUCAUUGGCAGGAAAGGGGAAACCAAGCGUCGGUUAGAGAUUGAGACCAAAACGCAGAUACGGAUCCCUAGAGGAGUUGAGGGGGAUAUCAUAAUAACUGGUGCAGAGAGAAAGGGUGUGCUCUCAGCCAAGACGAGGAUCGAUGUCAUCACUGACUCUGUCCGUCAAAAGGAACCCUUCACUCACUUUUUGUCCUUCCCAAUAAACUUGCAACCAAUCCAAAAGCAGUUCUUAGAGUUUCAGGAUGAUGUGUUGAGAAGUUGUGAUAGUGAUAGAGGGAUAGACAGAACUAUAUUCCAGAAGCCUGAAAAGCUACAUUUAACAGUGGGAACAUUAGCUUUACUCAACAACCAGGAAGUACAGCAAGCCCUGCACACAUUGGAAGAGUGUAAAUCUAGUCUUGUCCAGCCCAUCCUCCGGGGUGAACCUCUGUGUGUCAGACUGCAGGGACUCGAGUACAUGAAUGAUGACCCCAGUUCUGUGGAUGUUCUGUAUGCUAAAAUUCAACCUGGAGAACAGGCAGAAAGAUUACAGAUUUUGGCAGAUCGGUUGGUUGACCGUUUUUCCAGUACUGGCCUAAUGCAGCAGGAAUACAGCCAUGUCAAACUUCACAUCACCGUGAUGAACACACUUAUGAGGCGGGAUCCAACCUCCAUCCCGGGCGAGAGGCCUCCAGAGGGAAAACGAGGCCCCAAAGAAAGGGAGUCUUUUGAUGCCAUGAAUGUAAUGAAAAAAUUUGGACACCAUGACUUUGGAGAUUAUACCAUUGACACUCUGCAUCUUUCACAGCGACAUGGACUAGGAAAAGAUGGUUACUAUGGAUGUGCAGGAUCAGUAUCAUUACCAUAACAACCAUAUCAUGUGACAUUCAAGUCUAUGGAGUAUCCGAAUCAACAAUUAUGUUUAAUAAAAUAAAAAUAUGUU